AUGGCCAAGCUGGCCAUUAAUCCAGGCAGCAGGCGAUUGGCUAGUUGGGGUGGGGUGCAUCUGGCCUGUCUGACUACCGCUCUUCUGCCAUAUAUUCAUGGCCAGGUGUCCCUGGAGAGGGAGCACGUAGUGUCCACUGGUGCUCUUGAGGCCUUCGGCGACCCAUGGGCACCGCAGGGGGCUGGCGUCCAUCAUCAGCCCCAAAAACCACAUUUUGAUUUAAUUUGCGAGAGGGCGGAGGGACGCUUCAUCUUUCUUUCGGUCAGACGCUUGUGUUCCAAGCACACCGGAGACCCCGUGAUUCCUGGAAGCCUCCAACAUUUAACGGAAAAGACGACCGUGGAGAUUCGAGACUUCGGGACGGUGGAGGCAGAAGGUUGUGCAGGAUUCAGUCGCCUGCAGUUUGCAGAAAUGGUUAUUAACUUCUUAGCACAACAGCGCUCCCGGGUGCAACAUGUUCUGAGUCUGGUUGUGUUCCUGGGUUCCAAGGGUUUCCGAACUCCUCAAGAUUAUCUCAAAGCUUCCCUGGCCCUGGCGGAUCUCAGCGUGGGGGUCCUGGUGGUCCCUUACUCUAUUUACAAUCAGGUCACCUUGGCUGUUAGAGGGGUCCCCGACGGGACGUCCCAGCCUGGCGGCCCCAUGCCCAUCUUCCAGCCUUGUCUGCUGACCGGACCCCUGUUUGCCAGCUGCACUUUCGUCUCCAUCACCACUAUCUUCCUGCUGUCCAUCGAGAGGAGCAUUGCAGUGCUGAAAGCUUUGCACAAGAAGCUUUUCAUCACCAACAGGAGGACUUGCUCUCUGAUCGCCCUCUCUUGGGCUCUCAGUUUCUUCCUGGCCGUGGUGCCCAUGGUUUCCAGGGAUGGCCUCGCCCUGGAGUACAGCUCUUGCAGUAAGAUGUGCACCUACACAUUCAGCCAGCCCCAGACCUCGGGUUGGAAGAUCAUGCUCCUCUUCCCCGCCUUCGACUUCUUCCUCCUGGGAGGCACAGUGGUCAUCAACGUCGUGACCUUCUCGGCCAUCCGCCGGGACUGCAAAGCGAGGAGAAGGUUAGCUGAAUCUGAACCCAGGUCUCAGCCCACCGCCGCCGCCCAGCCGCACGUCCGCGCAGCCAUGACCAUCGGCAUCGUGACUGUCGCCUUCUUCGCCUCGUUCAGCCCUAUCGCCGUGUUAGUGCUGGGACAUGUGCUGGGCUACCAGUGGUGCAGAUUCUCCUACUACGCCUUUUGGAUCCUAACCUCCAACAGUUGCUGGAAUGUCAUCAUCUACAGCGUCCGCGAUCAAAAGUUCCGCCUCAGGGCCCAGGAGCUGUUCACUGGCUUGGUGCUGAAACCCGCUAAUCGCAGAGAGAGCUGA
Carcharodon carcharias (great white shark) is the source of this 1353-nucleotide messenger RNA. RefSeq names its product adenosine receptor A3-like. Gene Ontology annotation, cellular component: membrane. Gene Ontology annotation, molecular function: G protein-coupled receptor activity. Gene Ontology annotation, biological process: G protein-coupled receptor signaling pathway. Lineage: Eukaryota; Metazoa; Chordata; Chondrichthyes; Lamniformes; Lamnidae. The record is from RefSeq and is a predicted model, not a curated record.